Molecule: messenger RNA, 1568 nt
Organism: Mya arenaria
Lineage: Eukaryota; Metazoa; Mollusca; Bivalvia; Myida; Myidae
Product: neuronal acetylcholine receptor subunit alpha-2-like
Exons: 4
Coding region: 91-828 (245 amino acids)
Biological process (GO): signal transduction; regulation of membrane potential; monoatomic ion transmembrane transport
Cellular component (GO): neuron projection; postsynaptic membrane; synapse
Molecular function (GO): acetylcholine-gated monoatomic cation-selective channel activity; transmembrane signaling receptor activity
Source: RefSeq, a predicted model, not a curated record
AAAUGUGAAGUGUUUUAGUUAAUUGGUUUUGACAGACAUACUUAGGACCAUGUAAAUAGGGCUAAAUAAUCGACUCUCAGAUUAUUAAAAAUGGGGAGACAUGUAGAAAAUCAUACAUGUUUAUUUUUUAUUUUAGCUUUUCUGUUUUGUUUCGUCUCUGGAGAAUACAAAGCUUCAGUUGACGAUGAUUCUGACGAUGAAUCUAAAGCUGUCACUCGCAUGGAGGCAGAAAACUCAUUGUUCCAGUACAUCGCGGACCCCGCCAUAUACCAGCGGCUGACCGUGCCUAGAGGAGAAGACGGCGCCGUCACCGUCCACCACGCCCUCUUCCUCAACCGCAUCCUCGACGUAGACGUUGAGCGGCAAGUGUUGACGGUGGACGCGUGGCAGCGGUGGACGUGGCCUGAUGCACGGCUGGGUGAACUGCUGGGAGCCGCCAACAUCGACAAGCUGGAAGUCCCUGUUGACCUCCUGUGGAUCCCCGACAUAAUCCUGUAUAAUAGUGCAGGUAAUCCCGACAACGUGUAUCAUGUGAAGGCUCGGGUGUCAAACGACGGUAACGUGACGUAUCUUCAUCCGGCUCACGUGCAGUCGUUUUGCAGCAUGCCGGACGCUUUUUCAAAAAACGAAAUAUUGUCGUGCAAGCUGCUGUUUGGUUCCUGGGUGUACGACAGUUCCACUCUCAAGCUGUCGGCAGACGACCACGCCCAGCUUGACCUGUUUGCGGACUUUGAUCGAGAAUGGGCUCUGGUCGACACAACGUGUGCUCAUUUUGAGUUGAACCGCUACAGUGUCGCGGUAUAUACGCUGAAUCUUAACAAAAAGUAAACUUCAAAAUCACGGAAAUAAAGCAUUGGAAGAAAAAACUACAAAGGCUCUUUAUUUAUUUUUUUUUCAAUUAUGAAACUAACUAGUGUUUCUUAAAAAAUAUAGGCUUCCGUAGAUUUAUGUUCAUUCAUCAAUCAGAACGCUUUAGUUCAGUGCCAGACUGCGAACCGAUUGUGUAUCCAUGUUAGUUCUUACAAAGACCAUAACAGACAUUUGUCCGUGCCUAGUAUGUAGUCGAUUAAAGUCGAUCUGGGUUCGUUUAUUAUCACAGAAAAGCGAAGGAGAUAAUGCAUGUGCGUGUGUGCGUGCGUGCGUCCGGGAAAUCUUGUCCUAAGCUUUACUUGAAAAGUCUUUGAGGUAGGUAUUGACUUUAAAUUUUAUUUACAGAUAACUGUCAUUGAGGAGAAGUGCAGUGCACGGGAACCAUAACUCUGGCUGCAGUAUUUAUUUCAGUUAAUGCCCUUCGUUAACUUUGAUAAGCAUUGCUUGUCCGGAGUCUACCCUGAAAAGUAUUUGAGGUAUUUAACUAAACUAUAUACAGAUGUUUAUCAAUGAGUUGAAAUGCGGGGGGGGGGGUAUAAAUCGAAGUGUUUGAUGCAUUUACUUCGAACAUCAUUCACAGAUGGGCCAAGUUCAGUGCACUACAACAGUAAAUCAGGGUGCAGCAUUUAUUAAGAUAGUGUAUAUUGUUUAAUUAUAAUCCUUUGUCGUAAGACGAAGUUGAUACUGUUCCUACUUCU